AUGUACGAGGAGUGGAAAACCGUUUCUACCGACACCAUUCAAAAAAUCGGAAAUUCCAUCCCGGAUGUCGGCUCGGCCCCCGAUGUGCGCAUCCUUACCAUCUCUGCGCUCCGUGUUGUAACCAGCGACACGUCCGUGCUUACCCGGGGCCUGCUCAAUGACACGACACUUGCGCCCGCUAUCCACCAGGCUCUCAGCGACUGCGCCGACCACUUCCUAGACGAGGUCGAGCAGCUCGACGACUCGCUCGCUGCGAUGAUGAGGGCAUAUCCCAACGUGCGCAAGUGCGUCAAGACCGCCAUAGCUGAUGCCAAUGAUUGCGAGGCAGGGUUCCAGCAGCUGGCGACCGGGCCGAACCUCUUGUCUCAUAGGAACCUGAUUUUCCGGCAGUUGUGUAACAAUGCCUUGGGCAUCGUCGGACUCCUGAAGGCUUGA
Molecule: messenger RNA, 435 nt
Organism: Rhodamnia argentea
Lineage: Eukaryota; Viridiplantae; Streptophyta; Magnoliopsida; Myrtales; Myrtaceae
Exons: 2
Coding region: 1-435 (144 amino acids)
Molecular function (GO): enzyme inhibitor activity
Source: RefSeq, a predicted model, not a curated record